AUAGACGCGCGUUGAUAUCUUCAAACAUGAAAGCACCAUUGUAUUCUUCUGGACGAGUAAACAAAACAAACUGAUUGACUCUGAAAAUCCACCGACAUCCUCAAAGUUUUUCUGCAUUUUCUUCGAUCGAUGAUCAAAUUUCAAUAAUCAAUAACAGACUCUUUCUCCUACAGCUCGAAACUCAAUGGACGAACCUCGCAAGCAUCAGGUAUCGUUAAGAGGAGCAAGUGCGAAAGAGAUUUCCAGAGACGCACUUCUUGAAAAAGUGUAUCAUGAACGAGAGCUUCGUAAUUAUGCUAGACGAGCUACUGCUUCCGCACACUUUGUCCAGAGAGUUUGGAGGCGGUAUAUUGUGACGAAAAAGGUGGCCUUGCAGCUUCAAGAGGAAUGGGGAAACAUGUUGCACCAUUACAAUGGUCCAAUGACUGCCCCUUGGAUUUCCAACAGCCUUUUGAGGCCUUUUCUUUUCUUUGUUCGAUGUUUAUCGGUUCGGCAUGGGAAGAUUUCCUCACGAGAUGCAUUCUGUAUGCAGAGUUGCUUUAAGAUUCUGUUGGAAAGCAUAAAUUGUACUGAUUCAAGAAAGAACUUUUGCUUGCUAUCAGUGGGGUCACUUGAAGAAAGAAGAAUGUGGAUAUACCAAGCAAAGAAGCUAAUUUGUCUUUGCUCGUUCAUCCUUGCCGAGUGUGAUAAAUCUCAUGCAAUCGGACAAGAUAUUUUUGUUCUUACCUCUUUAGCAUUGCGUUUUCUGGUUGUCUUAACUGAUCUGAAGGGCUGGAAAAGCAUUUCCAACGAUAGUCUUGAAGAUGCAGAUGCAGUAGUAAAUGAGUUGGUUAGGUUUAUGGGAAGCUGUAAAAGUGGCCUUUACAUGUCUAUCGGAAGAUACAUCAACAAAUUGGAUAUUCAAUUCUGUUCACAAACAAAAGAUAUGGUCCGGAGCCUCCAGGCAGAUGAUAAAUUCUUGAUUACUGCCACUGCAGUAACUUUAUCUCUGCGACCAUUUCAUGCUUCAAACUUCAAAAUAACUGAAGCCAACCUGCCAGACAUGAACUCAGCUUUUGUUCAGUACAUUUUGUUUAUACUUACAAUUCCUAGGCUUACUCAACGUCUGCCAGCUGUUCUUGUAUCUGCUCUAAAGCACAAGUCUAUUCUUUCACCAUGCCUCCAGACUCUACUGAUUUUGAGGGAUAAUUUAUUAACAGAGAUGUUGCAGAUGGAUCAUUUGAAAAGUCAGCAUUCUUCCAAAGUGAUUCCUUCUGUAGGCUGGGCUCUUGCAAACAUUCUUUGCCUUGCUGCAGGAAGCGAGAAUGAUUUUGUGGAUCCUGGAGGGCUCAAUCAAAAUCUAGAAUAUGCAUUAUAUGUCCAUGUUGUGACUAUUCUUGCUGAGAGCUUAUUGUCAUGGCUUCAUGGUAGUAGAUGGAUUAAAAAGGAUAACCAAUUUCCUCAGGUUCAUGGUGAAUCAUCGGCAGAACCUGUUGGUGAAGUUUUAUAUGAGAAUGAAAACACGUCUUCCUUGAAUACGUGUUUUAUGGAUCUACUGAGGCCUGCUUCUCAGCAGUGGCAUCUUACAAAACUUUUAGCACUCUCAAACACUGAUGGCCAUAUUCAGACAGAUGAGACUUCGAUUGUACAGGCUCUGACUGCACAAAAUACCAAGCACUUAGGGAAGUUGGAACUGUUGGAUGUUGCACAUUUCUAUUCUUACAUGCUUAGAAUAUAUUCAAUUUUCAACCCUCCACUUGGGGCAUUGCCUAUUCUUAAUAUGUUAUCAUUUACACCUGGAUAUCUUGUCACUUUGUGGGGAACACUAGAAAGGUUACUUUUUCCUGGGGAAGUUACUGCUCAUUCCACAAGUAAUAUUUUGAGGAAUAAAAACGAUGGGGACAGUGAAAAAAAACAAAAGCAGCUAAAUAAAGAAGGAGGUAAUAAAUGGGUGAAUAUUCUCCAAAAAUUUACUGGCAAGUCCCAAGCUGGUGAUGGCAAUAAUUAUUCAGUUGAUGGGAAACCCAGUGCACAGGUAGAGGACGACUUGCAAGAUAUUUGGGAUGUAAAAAUUUUGCGGUGUGGUCCACAAAAAACUUCAAAAGAUAUUUCAUGUCUACUUCAUCUGUUCUGUGCCACGUACUCCCAUCUGCUUUUGGUACUGGAUGACAUCGAGUUUUAUGAAAAACAGGUCCCAUUCAUGUUGGAGCAGCAGAAAAGAAUUGCAUCCAUGCUCAAUACAUUAGUGUACAAUGGUUUGGCCCAUAAUACAGGUCAGGAGAGUAGAUCUCUGUUGGAAUCUGCAAUCAAGUGCUUGCAUAUGAUGUAUGAAAGGGAUUGCAGGCACCAGUUUUGCCCCCCUGUUUUGUGGCUUUCACCUGCUAGAAAGAGCCGACCACCAAUUGCAGUUGCUGCCAGAACGCAUGAAAGUGUCUUAUCUAAUCUGAAAUCAGAUGAUUCUGCCACUGCUCCAAGUAUAGGGUCAAUAAUUACUACUAUUCCACACGUAUAUCCUUUUGAAGAAAGGGUUCAAAUGUUUAGAGAAUUCGUCAACAUGGACAAAGUAUCUCGAAAAAUGGCUGGUGAAGUCACCGGACCGGGUUCUAGGGCAGUCGAGAUUGUAGUUCGGCGGAGUCAUAUUGUUGAAGAUGGAUUCCGGCAAUUAAACACACUUGGAUCAAAAUUAAAGUCAUCUAUUCAUGUUUCAUUUGUUAGUGAAUGUGGCAUUCCAGAGGCUGGCUUAGAUUAUGGUGGAUUAUCAAAGGAGUUUCUAACUGAUAUAUCUAAAGCAGCUUUUUCCCCUGAGUAUGGCCUAUUCUCCCAAACAUCAACCUCAGAAAGACUGAUAAUUCCUAAUCCGAGUGCAAGAUGUUUAGAGAAUGGUAUCCAGAUGAUUGAAUUUCUUGGAAGAGUCGUCGGGAAAGCUCUUUAUGAAGGAAUAUUGCUUGAUUAUUCCUUUUCACAUGUUUUUGUACAGAAGUUGUUAGGUCGAUACAGCUUUCUUGAUGAACUAUCAACACUUGAUCCAGAACUGUACAGGAAUCUCUUGUACGUGAAGCAUUACGAUGGUGAGGUCAAGGAUCUCUUCCUGGACUUCACAGUUACUGAAGAAUCAUUUGGGAAACGGCAUGUUGUUGAGCUUAAACCUGGUGGCAAAGAUGUUUGUGUGACAAAUGAGAACAAGAUGCAGUAUAUCCAUGCAAUAGCAGAUCAUAAACUAAACCGACAGAUAUUGCCCUUUUCAAAUGCAUUUUACAGGGGACUAACAGAUCUCAUAUCACCAUCUUGGUUAAAGUUAUUUAAUGCAAGUGAAUUUAAUCAGUUACUUUCAGGUGGUGACUUUGACAUUGAUGUUGAUGAUCUAAGAAGCAACACACGUUACACAGGUGGCUACUCUGAGGGGAGUCGAACCAUCAAACUUUUCUGGGAGGUAAUCAAAGGAUUUGAACCAAAUGAACGGUGCAUGCUGCUUAAAUUUGUCACCAGCUGUUCUCGGGCUCCAUUACUUGGGUUCAAACACUUGCUGCCAUCCUUUACCAUCCAUAAGGUAGCAUGUGAUGCCUCUCUUUGGGCAACAAUAGGAGGACAAGAUGUGGAGCGCCUUCCAUCAGCUUCUACGUGCUACAAUACUCUCAAGCUUCCAACGUAUAAACGUCCAAGCACUUUGAGAGCAAAACUUCUUUAUGCAAUCAGUUCCAAUACUGGAUUUGAACUUUCUUAGGGAAUUGAUCUUUGUGAUGUUCACGUUUCAGAGUGGGCACAUACCAUUAUCAGAAGGUUUCACUGUCAUAUCCAAGAGUGGCUGGUAGAUAUUAAAGACCACGAGUUUGAGGCCCGGGAGAGUACUUACGAGACCCUGAGAGGUGGUGUUUAAUUUAUCAUUGAAGGCAACGGCAUCCGUGUUGAACCUUUCGACACACAGGUUGCUUCCUGCACCAAAGAUCGUGAUAGCAGCAGGCAAACACCCAGUUGGUGGAAGGUUUGUCACACCAAUCCUUCGUGCUCCCAGUGUAUAUAGUGUCUGGUGGUAAGCGGAAAUUUCAUUAGUGUCAGUUAUUUAGAUGCAAAUCUCGAUUCGUGUUUGUCCAAAAUCCAAAUAAUUGAGAUGAAAAUACGCGACUGAACUAUGGUCUGUAAUUUCCCAUAUACAGCAGAUUAUGUAAACAUAUAAGAUUGUGCCCGAGAUCCUGUUCUUAUUCUACUGCAUCGAAGUUCGGCGAAGGUAA
Messenger RNA from Mercurialis annua (annual mercury), 4205 nucleotides. Its product is annotated as E3 ubiquitin-protein ligase UPL7. NCBI's taxonomy places the organism in Eukaryota, Viridiplantae, Streptophyta, Magnoliopsida, Malpighiales, Euphorbiaceae. Gene Ontology annotation, molecular function: ubiquitin protein ligase activity. The record is from RefSeq and is a predicted model, not a curated record. Gene Ontology annotation, biological process: ubiquitin-dependent protein catabolic process; protein polyubiquitination. The transcript is spliced from 15 exons. Bases 185 to 3700 code for a protein of 1171 amino acids.